Wallemia mellicola CBS 633.66 is the source of this 1936-nucleotide messenger RNA. RefSeq lists its product as hypothetical. The record is from RefSeq and is a predicted model, not a curated record. Bases 8 to 850 code for a protein of 280 amino acids. NCBI's taxonomy places the organism in Eukaryota, Fungi, Basidiomycota, Wallemiomycetes, Wallemiales, Wallemiaceae. The transcript has 3 exons.
CGGACGUAUGAGUGCAUUUAUUUUAAGAGGAAUAAACAAUAAAAAUCGUUCAUUAUCUCAAUAUACAAAGUCAUUAAUCAAAGAUACGGAUCAUAGGAGACAACUAAAACCUCCUAAUGAUUUUUCAAAUUUAAUUGAAAAGGUUUCAAAGCCGCCAAUUGGUUAUACUUUCGAUCAAUCCCGAAGAUACGCACCAGUAGUACUUCUGACAGCAGCCAUCGAGACGCUAAAUAGUCCAAUUGGUCUAAGUAAACUUUACGAGCAUUACAUUUCAUCUUAUGAUUUACAAAAUGAAGUUGAUUUAAAGAAAGCUGUUCAUUUGACACAAGUAAUGCGUGAAUCUACAUUGAAAACCAUCACUUUAAACGGUGUAGCCAAGGCAAUAAAUUGUCUAUCCGCCUUACGUGAAGCUACACCUCAGAUUAUAAAGGAUAAUAUACCACAACUUCCUUCUAGACAACUAAAUUCAAACAAUCUCGAAGACUUUAGAAACAACGGACGCGAAUUAUGGGACUCAAUUUACGAUCCUUUUCAUGACAAGCUGAUUGACAUACUCAACUCCAAUCAUCCUGAUAUGGCUAACUACAUCUUAGAUCACCAUUAUUCAGCUUUAUUGGCAGCACCAACAAAGGACAACCCAGUUGGGAGAGUCGAAACCAGCCUCAUAGCUAUUGCAUGUUUAAGGGCCCAAGGUGGGGUUAAUUCUCAACUUUUAAGUCAUGCAUUCGGUUUAGAAAAAGCUGGCCAAGAAAACUAUGGUUGGUUAGCAUCAGAUAUUGGUGCAAAAUGGGCAAUUGAAUCGACAGAUAGUAUAGUUCAGGAGUUUAAUAAAUCUUAUGCUAAACUAUGAGUCUAAAAAUAAAUACAAUGCAUUGCAGUUUAUAUUGAUGAUAAAUGAUUUGAGGGAAGCUUGAGUGCAACUUUUAACAAAGAUAUUCUAGCAAAUUCGUUCUGGGGUGAUUCAUCAACGUGCAUUUGUUGAACUUGUUGUUUCUUUACUGUUGAUGAUCUACUUGCUCUCUUUGAACGCUUAGUUGAUGCAGGUUUGGGUAUUGGUGGCGCGACAACCUUGAAUAUAUCCUUUUGAUUCUCAUUAUCGCUAUAGCUAUCAUCUACUUCCAUUUUAAGUCCAUCAUCAUAUUCAUUUGGUUGUGAUGAUGAUUUCUUAAGUGCAUCUUGAUUGAUUUUCUCGGCCAUGGAUUUGAUAUAAUCUAAAACCCCAGCUGGAUCGGUUUCUGGUCUGUCAUGGAUUUCUCUAUAAUCAGAUUUACUCAAAUCUUUGACAUUCUCGUCAAAGAGUAGUUUGCGACAAUCAACCUUUGCAGAGGACGACCUUAAGUAUGCCUUGAAAGCUAAAUUUCUAAUUUGUGCGAUCCUUGUUUUAUCAUAAUAAUCGAAUGAUGGUUGAAGGUUGUCGAGGUUACCAGUUUCAAAACUUUGUUGAAUAUCUUCAAGAAGGGUAUAAUGAUCAGAAAUUUGUUCAAAGUAAUUGGUCUUCAAACGUUGAAUUAAUAAUUGUGAACGUGGAUCAUCAGGAGAAAGAUUACUUUCAUUGAUAAUUUCUUGAAUGUAGUUUAAUAUACUAUUCAAGUAAGCUUUACCUUGAACACCACCAAAAAAAAUAUCAUCGAUGAAUUCCUUAGAAUUUUGAAUUUGAUCGUGUAGAUAAUUUCUAUAAAAGACCUCCCAAUUACCAUUAUAUGAGUCAGGUUUAACGUGACCUAAUUUAUCGUUCAAGUAAUUAGAGAUUUUAUGACUAAAUUCUUCGUUUAUUCUUUUCGACAUGGCGUGUAUCAUUGCGUCACCUUCAACAUGAUAUGCGGUCUUGAUAAAGUUUUCAUUGUGACCACAAAGAAUAGAGGGAACAUGUUGGAAAGCACCAUAAUCUAGUACUGUCGCUUGUCUUGCGCCAUCGUUUAUUUGAUCAGGUGUUUGU